This is a messenger RNA of Rotaria sordida, 1404 nucleotides long. Lineage: Eukaryota; Metazoa; Rotifera; Eurotatoria; Philodinida; Philodinidae. The record is from the annotation of a GenBank genome assembly.
AUGUCUGCCUUAACAAGAAAUUCAUCUAAUCCACCACCAUACUUCUAUGAUUUAAAUCCACAACAACAAAAGAAUUGGAUGAAAACUACUCGUCGAAUGGAAAAAAACGAAGAACUACGGGCAGAAUAUCCGCCUUUUCAAUCACCAUCAAAUUUUACAAUUAUUCAUCUUCACCAUUAUUCAUCAAUCGAAACAGUAGAAGAAUUAAUAAUGAUGGCAAAAACAACACAUAUAUAUACAAUCGACACAGAAUCACAAGUAAUAAACAAGGUAGCACAAGGUGCUCUUGUACAAAUUCAAUUUAUUCAUUCAAUUCACGAAUCAACAUUAAUAUUAAUUGAAAUGUUUUACUUACCAAAUCAAAAUUCAUUGUUAUUCAAGAAAAUUAAAGAACUUUGUGCAAUUAUAUUUCGUGAAGAAAAUAAAAAAAUUACCUGGGGACCAUUCGACAAUGAAUUUAAAAAUUUUCAUUCAUAUGAAUUAUUUGAAAAAGGUAAGAUUAAAAAUACAAUAAAUUUACAGGAUCAUUUUAGUGAUUGGUACAACAAACCUCCAAGUAACACGCAUCCUGUAAAGGAAAGUCGUGAGGAGCAAACCACCUGGUCCUUACAAGAUGCAGUUAGAAUAGCUUUUCAACAAUUCCUGGACAAGAACGAAACAGUUAACAAAUGGUGUUGUGGAUUAGACUUUAAACUCAAUACAUGGAAGAAAAAAUUAUUUAGUAAAAAUCAUUACAAUGCAAAUGAAGAACAAGAAAAACGUACGUUAAUGAUAAAAUAUGCUGUUGCCGAUUGCACCGCCGUCACAAAACUUUAUUUUAUGAUAUAUCCAUCGGACUCAAGCAUUCAAACAAGUUAUGAAACACCAACACCAACAACAGCAUCAACAAAUAUUAUAUUAAAUAUUGAUGAUUUAUCCGAUAUUAGUGAAGAAGAACCUGAAAUAUUAAUGCCAAGAUUUGAAGAAGAACCUAAAAUAUUAAUGCCACAAUUUCAUAAAGAACCUCGAAUAUUAAUGCCAUACUUUAAUAAACCACCCCAAAUAUUAAUACAAAAAUUCGACGAACAAAAUUAUUUAGCAAUUGAAACAACUGAAGAAGAAAUGAACGAAUUUAAUGUUCAGGAACAACAACAAGAAACAAGAACAAAAACAAAAUUAUCAAAAUCCGAAAAACAAAGAAAGAAAAAUAUGAAACUUAAAUGGAAACAAAAACAUCAUCCAGAAUUUCAACGCCGAAUCAAACGCCCGAUCUAUUAUAACAUUUAUAAUUACACAUUAUCAAAAUUUUAUACUGAAUUAUUAGAACAAAUUUUAAAUGUAACACCAACAAUACCAUUACUUAUGAUGAAUAUUAUUGGUGAACAACAACAUAUAACAAUGUCAGUUGAACAAAACAAACAAUAA